GUUCUCUGUUGACUGUGCAAAUGCAACAUACUAAAGAGGGUAAGUGGCAGUGGCAGUGAUUGAGAAAAUGAUUUUGUUUUUAAGUGUUCGUAGUCAUUUCCAUGUGGUCCGGCAGGCUAGUGAACACAGGUAUAUAGUCAGUUUUCUUUUUUUGGCUUCUCCUGUCUGAAAGGCUUUUCUUUUUAGCUGAAGAUUCUGAGUGUGAUGUAUCUUGGAAUUAUCAUGCAAUUACCAGAACCACAUGGUCUGAUGACCAGAGGUCUUGACAUAGAGAUUGGUAAUAGACCUGAGAUAUGCAUGAUCACCAGUGGAGGAAAUUGUGUUUGUGAAAGGUUUCUUCUCUUAAACUAGAACUUCUCUGUUCAAAAAUGCCAAGUUUUAUGGACCUAGAUGCUGUUAACUCUAACUACAAGGAAUUCUUUGGAGAUUUUCAAAUGUAGUUUUGAACACAGUUCUUAGUGCAGAUGAUGGGAGUUGCAUGACUCUCAGGUGGCUGUGAAUGCAUUUGUCGAGAUCUGAGUUUGCUUGGAUGCCUCUCUUGAGUUGUGCACAGAACAGUGAAGAAAAGACCAUGGUUUCCUGCAUUCACAUUGCCUUUGUAUUCAGCUUUUCCAGCCUUGCCAAGUGCAUUACUACAAUUACUUGGAAUGUUGAAGCCAUGUUGAAAGUUACCAGACCUACCUGUGCUUGAGGUCGUUUUAUAGAGAACAGUCAUGUUUUCCCUCAAAGGAAUAUUUGUUCACAGUUUGAGAAAUGCUCUCUUUCAAUAUGGAGAGUUUUAUCUGUUGUGCUUCCAACUUAUUGCUCUGGUGUAUGGUUUUUUAGAAGCUCAUAUAGUUAAGAGGGUCUCAACUAUCCAAAUGUAAUUUGGCAUGACGUGGGAAUUGCACUGUUUUGCUAUCAUUAUUUGGGGGUGUUCAAGGAAAGACUGGAUGUUGUGUUGAGGGAUAUGGUUUAGUGGGAGCUAUUGGUAAUAGGUGAACGGUUGGAUUGGAUGAUCUUUUAGGUCUUUUCCAACCUUGGUGAUUCUAUAAUUCUAUGAUUUUCUAAUAUAGGACAAUAUUGAGGUGGCCUGUCUGAGCUUUCAGCAUUGUCUUGACUGUUUGAUAGAAAGUAUGGGUUUUGUUUGUUUGUUGACUUGCUGAAGAACAUAGUCUGGCAGGGAUUCAGAUGUGCUUCUGUCACUCUACUUUCUCUCUUGGGAGAAACUAGAGAGUUAGGCAGCUCUUCUUAGGAUUGUCCUGGGCAAUGCAUGAGAGGGUAUCAGGCUGCCCACGCUUUACAGUCCAUAAGGCAUGGAAAGAAGCUGAGGUAACUUAAUGCAUGAUUUGCAUUUCAAAAAAUCAACUAUUUGGACAUUUGAUUAAAAAAUACAGUGUUGGUGGCCUCAGGAGUUUAUCUACCUCUGCUUUGGCAGAGGACAGCCUGUCAUUUAUCUGCGAUAGUUGUGUAGCAUGUUCUUCUUGUGGGGCUAAUUUUGAAGAUGUCUUGGAGGCUACAGCUGGCUGCCUACCAGGUUUGCAGCUUCUGAAUCAGAGACAGACCCUGUUUGGUGUUCUUUAAUAACAUUUGUUCCAUUUAUUAUCAAUGUGAUGUAUGUAAAGCCUAGUAUUGAGGGUAGGGAGUUCAGGUCUGAGGGGAUGUGCGUGGUAUUCUGCUGAGGGGUCUGUAGACACUUUUUGUCUCUUACUUGCAUCCUCACAGUUUUGCAUUCAGCAGGGUGUUAGCCAAGACCCUUUAAUUUAGAAGCUUUCCCAUGCAAAGACAAGGCUUAUCAACCUCAAGGCACAAUGCAAAGUCUGCUGGCUUUCUUCAGGAAGGUGUUAGGAAACUCCUCAGAGGACUGACUCCUGGGUUGCAUGGUUCCUGUAUUAAAUUCUAAUCUUUCACAGUUAACUUGAGAUAAUAAAUGGUCUUCAUCCUGUGCCUGGAGAACUUGCAAAGUAGGUUUGAGCAGUUUUCCUUUCAAACACGUGGUAUUUUAGCCAGUAUAUCUUGCUGCAUGUUACAGUCGAGAGCGCAGAGACCUCUUUCCCCAUUCUCCCGAUGACAGGUUCCUGGUUGUUGACUGAAUCAAGUUGUGUGUCUUCACACCCGUUUCCUUCUCCAAAAAAAGGCAAUCGGCACGAGGACGGGACGCAGAGCGACUCGGAAGACCCUGUGGCACCCAAGGCAGAGAAGGAGCCGACGACGGGUGGUGAGCGGGUGACAGAGCAAGCCAAGCUACAGCGCCAGAUGAGGCGCGAUCCCCACGAGAUGCUGCACAACAAGCAGGCGUUUGUCAUUGAGUUCUUUGAGGACACACCAAGGAAGAAGCGCUCACAGUCCUUCACACACAGUGCUCACUCCUCUCAGAGCGACACCGAUCCUGGGCUCAAGACCAAGGUUGAGAAACGCAAGAAUGCGGUGCCAACGGAGAAGCAGGGCAGCGCGGUGCCACCAUCCCACGCUGGGACACAAGGGGGCAAAGCCACCAGCAGCUCCUCUGGGACCCAAAGGGCUAGCUCCUUCAAGAGGGAAAAGACAGAGGAGCGAAUCAACUCUUCAUCCUCCUCUGCCUCCAGAGCAUCAGGCAGAGCUUAUGGGAGCGUUGGGAGGAAAUCUAAAAUGGCUCAGGAUUUUAUGGCUGAGUACCUGAGGGAGACAGCUCAGACCGGGAAGGCAGGCUCUGAGAAACCAGCACCUCAGCCUGUGCCGGCGGCCCCACGUGUGGUCAUAUCUUCAGAGCCAGAGCCUGCCUCUGCUCCAUCUCCAGAGCUAAAGGCUGCCCAGGGCAGGAGGAAUGACGAGGAAGACAGCGUGAGUGAGACUGGCACAUACACCAUUGAGACAGAGUCACAGGAUAAGGAGGUGGAGGAAGCACGAAAAAUGAUUGAUCAGGUUUUUGGUGUUCUUGAGUCGCCUGAAUUUUCCAGAAUAUCAUCAGCUUUUAGACCAAUAAUAAAAGGUGAAAAAGACGACUCUGGUUCUCAUCAGCAUUUAGUCAGUGAAAAUGGUACUUGUCAGAAGUCACCCUUGCUCCAGGCAUUUGCUUCAAAAGCUGCGAGUGGGUCUCAGGCUGACAUGCAGAUGUCUGCAGCAUCUCAAGGAAGUCAGAAGUGGGUGUCAAGGUGGGCAAGUCUUGCUGACAGCUACUCUGACUCUGGAUCUGUCUCGGGACAAGCUGACGGAGCUCCAGAAAAUGGUGCAGCCCCAAAAUCUGGGGAACCUGAAAAUGCUGUGCCCUUGAGAACAAGGCGUCUUCUUCCCCAGCUUCCACCAAGCGAUAAAUCAGAGAGCCCCACACCCACAGUUUUGGUCUGCCAGGAGUCCUAUUCCGAGGUUACGAAGAGAACCAUUGUGAAGGAUCACUGCGUGGAAGCCUACAGCGAUCACAGCAGCCGCCUCUUCAUUCAGGAAGACUUAGAUCCAGAUAGCCUCAGCGAUGCCAGCAGAUCUGAUGAUGGCUUCAGCUCAGAAAAAGGAAGAAAGUAUAAAGAGAACAAUAAAAUGCUAGAGCAGAUGGGGGAAGACACAAAAUCAGAGAGCCGGCAGCCGGGAGCCCCCCGGGUUGCAAAUGUGAGAGCUGUGAGUGAGACGGUUUCUACUUCGUUCUACAUUGGUGACGACAGCAGCGAUGUGGGGAUUCCCUCCAAGCUCUCUCUGAGCGUGGCCCAUGCUCGAGCUGACAGAGAGGGAAAGGAACAGGAAUUUUCCUUCAAGUCUACUGGCACGCCUGUUCCUGGAAAGCCCUUGGGCAAAGAUGUCAGCGCUUACAUUAACACAGCAGGAAAAAUGGUUAUUUCCAUUCAUCAAGAUCAGGAAAACACGGCAGGAAAGGAAAUAUCUUUUGUUAGGCAGGAAAGUUUUACCAAAGAUAAAUCAAGCAGUGCUGUUCCUCAAAACAAGCUUCCUCAUAUUUCAAGUCACCCUCUGCUCAAAGAUUUAGAGGCUGUUCGGUCAAACCGCAUGGACUUUGGACAGGACACUCAUCUUCUUCUUAAGGACACUGAAACUGCCUUGGCGGCGCUGGAAGCCAAAUUACUUGGUCAAAACCAAAAGCUGGAGCCCUCGGAAACUGCUGGUCAGCUGGAGGACUCCCUGUCUGGUGACUCAGACGUGGACACAGCCAGCACGGUCAGUUUGGUGAGCGGCAAAAAUGUCCCCACAAGCGCCCCAAAACGCAAAGCAGUGGCGAGCUUGCAGAAGGAGAAAUCUUCUUCCUCACCAUCAAUCCAGGACCAGUGUGGGCAGCCCAGUGCACGGGACAGGCUGACGGAGAAGCGGAAGGCCAACGUGCCAGAGGCUCCGAGGUCUGUGGAGGCCACCAAGCGCUUCCAAAUGAAGCGGAGUGCUGGGACUCGGGGGUCACUUGACUUUACAGAUGACGAGAGGAGCUCGAGUCUGCCUUACUUGCCAGUCCCUGAUGCAGUGGUGUCUGACCACGAGCACUCGGUGCCCCGACCUGCUCCCAGAAGGAAGCCUUUUACUCAGGCUGCCAAGGAGGAUCACAGCAAAGCAACGGCAAAUGUGCAGAAGAUCCAGCAAGUUCUCACCCGCUCCAACAGCUUAUCCACCCCGCGGCCCACGAGGGCCUCAAAGCUGCGUCGUGCCCGGCUGGGAGAUGCUUCAGACAACGAGUGUGUUGAUGCUGAGAAAACAGCCUCCAACCCUGAAGCUGUUGCACCAGGCUCCAAGCAGUCCACAGAGACAAAAAAGCUGUCCCGGCUUGACAUCCUCGCCAUGCCGAGGAAGCGGGCAGGUUCAUUUACGGUGCCCAGUGACUCUGAGACAGCACAGUCAAGGACAGGGUUUUCUGGCCGGAGUGUGGAGUCCUAUCGGAAGGCGACUGUGUCGGAGAUCCGAGCUGCAGCGAGGAAAACAGCAGCUGCUGCCUCUGCCAAGCAGCCGUUCAGUAGGACCCGCUCAAGCAGUGUCAAGUAUUCCUCCACCUCCACAUCAAGGCGGAGACCGCAGGGUUCAGAUUACACUUCUACUUCGGAGGAAGAAUAUGGCUCAAAUCACAGCUCCCCUAAACACAAACGCUCCCAUACUUCAACAGCCACACAGACGCCGAGGAUACGUGGCUCUGGGCUGGGCAAGCAGAAACACAAUGGCAGAGAGACAGAUGACGACGAAGACUUUGAUGACCAUCCCGACCCCUACAACUUCAUGGCACAGACAGCAGAGAUAGCAGAAAUAGCCAGGCUUAGCCAGACCUUGGUGAAGGAUGUGGCCAUCCUUGCUCGAGAGAUUCACGAUGUUGCUGGAGAUGGGGACUCGCAGAGUUCGUCAGGGACAGGACCAAGCACCUCCCUCAGCUCUGUGCCCAACACUCCUGCUUCCACCAUAUCAGCAAGAGAAGAGAUUGCUCGUAGAUCUUUUCGGCUGGCAUAUCCAUCUCAGUUGGUGCAGCACAUUCCAGAAGCAAGUCUGAACUACCAGAAAGUGCCUCCGGGAUCAGUGGAACUGAAGAAUUUUGACCAAAAUAUGAAUGAUAAUAGAGAAGACGAUCUAUCCAAAAAAACAAGGACACGAAACCGUGAGGAGGUCAUCUUUGACAACCUGAUGCUGAACCCAGUGUCCCAGUUAUCGCACACAAUCCGUGAAAACACAGAAAACCUAGCUGAAAAAAUGAAGAUUUUGUUUCAAAACUCAGAGAGGACCUGGGAGGAGAUGGAGGCCAAAAUUAACUCUGAAAACGAAGUGCCAAUUCUGAAGACAUCAAACAAGGAAAUCAGUUCUAUCCUGAAGGAGCUCAGGAGGGUUCAAAAACAGCUUGAAGUGAUAAAUGCUAUCAUUGACCCUACUGGAAACUUGGAUGUAGUUGCCAGUAACAAAGCAUCUUCUGCUGCUAAACAAUCAACAGCCACUAAAGUCAGGACUGCUAACGCUUCUGGAUCCACACUGGAGACUUUGUCUCCAGCACAGAUGAGAAACUACACACAGAAAUCAAACUGUGGGUCUUCUAGCUUGCAAGAUACAAAUUUCAUUCCAGAUGGAGAGAAAUACGUGAUCUGAUAUUUUGUAUUGCUAUCAUAUUGUAAUCUACUGUAGUAUUGUGUGUGAGUGGUUUGUGGACAGUUUGUGUGGAGCAGUUGUUUAGAUUGCUAAUACAUUGCACAAAAGAAAGGAAUCUAUGCUGUGAGGGUGAAUGGCAAGUCUGCAUAUGCCUUUGAAUCAAGACUAGCACUGUGGAGCAGCACAUGUUCAGCAUAGAGGCAAACUGAUUUCUAACAAUUUACUCACUCUUCCAGUGUUGUGCCAUAAGCAAACAGGCUUUGCACACCCUCUGUUCAGUACUGCCCAGUGCUUUUGCAUCAGCCUGUUCAUAAUGAUUCAGUUGUAACGAGGCUCAAUUUAAGAAACACUUUUUGGGUACUAGAUUUGUUUUGGUUUUGUUUGCUUUGCUGUUUUGUUUUAAUUGUGUAAGCAAGCAUUGCAGCUCUGUUGGAAUCCAAGUGCAAAUCCAGCAGAAUGAUGGUGCAAUAUAGUGGGUUUCUAGGAGAAACUCUCAUUACAGUUCUCUAAGUAGUCCUUUUCAGCAGUCUUAAAAAGGCAACCAUACUGAAGUUGUACAUUUUUAUGUUCUUUUUUCAGCCCCAAAACUAAAACAAGACAUAAUUUCUUUUUUUUUUUCUUCCCUCUUGGUCAAGUGUAAGAGUUAUUAAUUGUGUGAAUGUAAUGACUACUAAUGCAGUUGCUGUUUUUGAUGUUUCAGUCCCAGGAUUAUUUGUAGGUACGAAAAGUCAAAUUAUGGUUUAGCUUGCCAAAUUUUUGAUACAGUUCCUGUCUUUACAGGUUCAAAAGAUUUGCUGUACAAUCUUUCACAGCGAGCUACAAAUGCUCCAGUCUGGGCCAAAGACUGAGAUGGUUGUGAUUUAGCUAAUUGUUAAGAGAAACAUCUGUUCCAGUGGCUCAUGUUAUAAACUUAAUUGCAUAGCUGCUGUGAACUAGUGUUCACUUGAUGGCACUCAAAACAGAAUGGCAGAAAUGUAGCUCCUCGUUUAUGGUUAGUUCUGCUAUGAACUUCUUAUUCAGUGCAAAAGUGCUUGAAAACCACCAUGCUGUGCUGUUCCUUAGGAACUACCUGCCAGUGUCAAGCACUUGGUACAUUUGGGAUUUUUGUUGGAUUUUGUCUUUUUUUGUCUGUCUCCUAGACAUUGAUGAGUAUUACGUGCAGUUGCACUAAGCAGUUUCCUGUUGAGAAAGCACUGCGUUUUGUAUCCACCCUUUCAGUUACAUACAAAACCCAAAGCAGUUUUUCUUACUUUAAGAACAAAAGGUUUGUUUUUUGAGGGGACCUCUUCCAGGUGUGUUUGCUCCCAGUUUUCUCCAUCCUGUAGUAAUUCCUUUGUCAUUCAUUCCUGGUCCACAAGCAGUAAUCAGGUAGAGAAAUCCUUCCAUAUUCAUGGAGGAAACAUUUGCUGGGAAAGGUGAGCAGAUGAGUUCCACUUUGCCCUCAUACAGUGUGUAGUUUAACCAGUGAAAAUGGAACCCCAAGCUUGACUGCUGCUUCUUGUGUGCUGACUUUAUAUUUUGGGGUGGUAGUGGAUCCCUUAGUUAGCUUCAGUAGUUACCUGAGCUUUUCUGCUGCAAUGUCGUGAAAGUGGGAGCCAGCUGCAAUAAUUUCAAUAAGUAGGGAUGCUCACAAAGAGUUUAAUCUUACUAGCAAAGAGCAUGAGGGCUUUCCUGGUGAAGCCAUUGGGAAAUUUAAGUCAAUUUCAGCAGAAACAGAAUCAGUCCUGUGAUGGGAGGAUGCCAGCAGGCCAUUAGCUUCUCUUGUCUCUGCAAGAUGCUGGCUGUCAAACAAUAAGUUCAGAUACCCUUCCAAGAUCUCCAGCAGCUUACAAGGCUCAUCUGCUUGUGUGGAAAUGCUCUUCCAUGAAGAAAUCUGCUGAAUUUCACAUAAAUGAAAGCAGAAUAAAAGAAAAGAGAAAAAAAAAAUGCCCUUCAUGUUCUUCUGCCUGUAAUUUAUGCACUGUACCUUCUUCUGCCUGUAGUAUACUGAAUGUGUUCAUUUGGUUGUUUAUUCUGAUCUGUCUUUCCUUGAGAUGCCUGGCUGUGUCUGUGAUGAAUAUCCUACGUGGUGGUGUUGUUCCUGACAUAUGACACGUGUGUUCAGGCCCUUCUUUGUUAGGGCUUAGUAUGUCCAGGUGCUACCCCAACUCAUUAGGAGUUGAAGGACCUUCACAGAUAAGGUGUUGCUGUUAGUUUCAGUUUUGCUAUAGAAACACAUGAAUUACUCAGACAUCUGAAUUUUAUUGUUCACUAUGUUUCUGCAUCUUCCUGGCUGUGCUCUGGUGGUUUUUGUUUCUCUGCAACACGUCCUUGAUGUGACUUCUGUUUACUUUCACUUGAAAAUUACUUGAUUCUUACUUCUUUGGUAAACACAUCAGGAAUGGAUUUUCAUCCUUGAUUGCUUUGCUCUGAAUUUGAGAGAGAGCCUGCAGCCACCUGACAUCAACCCACCAAACAUGGGACCUCUUCAAGUACGGGAUGCAGCAGUCCAUGUCUGCUUGCAAUUUGGAUGUGUUUGUGUAGGGCUGGGGGGAGAUGCACAGCUUGACUUAUUUGUGACUCAGCCAGAAUACACAAUGCUUGUGUGCUGACACGGCGUUCAUGCUUGGAUCUUUGCAUUCACAACACUCUUAUUGGUGAUGAAAUGCAACUUGUCUUUCCUUGUGUUCGCUGCUUCUGAAAUACAUACACUCCAUUUGCACUUGUCUGCUCCGAUAAGCCAAAGAGAGAGCCACACAACCACAGCUCCUUCAUCCUUUGGUCGUUCUUACAGUGUGCAUGGCCAUGAAAACACGCCUGUGUGUGACUGCAGUGCUACUCUCCAGGUGUAUCCUGCUGCCCAGGCUCAGUGUGUAGGAAACCUGAUGGCUUUGGCAGGCUGUGUGUGGAGUUUGGAGCGACCCUGACCCCAUGGGCAGUUCUUGUACCAUUUUGCUUUCAUGUGUUUUGUAUUUGACUAAAGAAAUGUAACAAAGGGUGGGAUUUUUCAAAGCCGCAGGGAAGCAAGUGCUCAGACCCUUUUGGGCUCCCAAGGGAAUUUGGGUCCCUGAUGUCAGGAGCACCUUUCAAAAUCCCAUUCCUCCGUUCUGCUAUACUUGAAAACCAUGUUCUCAGUUCAACGCUUUCAAAUGUAAAAACCUGUUCUUUUGUUCUGAUGGAAUGAAUGUAAAUUUCUGCAAGAAUGUGUGGGAGCUUUGCUAGGGAGGACCUUAACUACAGCCAUGUCCUGUUGUGGUUGUGCUCCAGGAGGAAAGAAGUCUGCAUCAUCUUCAAGUAUUUUAGUAAGGGUAAAACUAGUGGAAUGUU
Lagopus muta (rock ptarmigan) is the source of this 9306-nucleotide messenger RNA. RefSeq names its product centrosomal protein 170B (gene CEP170B). NCBI's taxonomy places the organism in Eukaryota, Metazoa, Chordata, Aves, Galliformes, Phasianidae. The record is from RefSeq and is a predicted model, not a curated record. The transcript has 13 exons. Gene Ontology annotation, molecular function: protein binding. Bases 2047 to 6000 code for a protein of 1317 amino acids.